AUGGGGAGGGGAAGGGUUGAGCUGAAGCGUAUCGAGAACAAGAUCAACCGGCAGGUCACCUUCUCCAAGCGCCGCAACGGCCUGCUCAAGAAGGCCUACGAGCUCUCCGUGCUCUGCGACGCCGAGGUGGCGCUCAUCAUCUUCUCCAGCCGCGGCAAGCUCUACGAGUUCGGCAGCGCCGGCACAACAAAAACAUUGGAAAGAUACCAACACUGCUGCUAUAAUGCUCAAGAUUCCAAUGGCGCACUAUCUGAAACUCAGAGCUGGUACCAGGAAAUGUCAAAGCUAAAGGCAAAAUUCGAAGCGUUGCAGCGAACUCAGAGACACUUGCUUGGGGAGGACCUUGGACCGCUCAGCGUGAAAGAACUGCAGCAGCUGGAGAAACAGCUAGAAUGUUCUCUGUCACUGGCCAGACAGCGAAAGACACAACUUAUGAUGGAGCAGGUGGAGGAACUUCGCAGGAAGGAGCGUCAGCUGGGAGACAUCAACAGGCAACUCAAGCACAAGCUCGAUGCUGAAGGCAGCAACAGCAACAACUACAGGGCCAUGCAGCAGAUCUCCUGGGCUGCCGGCACCGUCGUGGACGAGGGCGCCGCCGCAUAUCACAUGCAGCAGCAGCAGCAACACCCUAAUCAUUCCGCUGCUAUGGACUGUGAACCCACUCUGCAAAUUGGGUACCAUCAUCAGUUCGCGGCUCCUGAUCAGGCAGCCAAUAAUAUUCCACGGAGCAGCGCCCCCGGAGGGGAGAACAACUUCAUGCUGGGGUGGGUUCUCUGAGCGAGCGAGCUGCUAGCGCAGCUGGUUAGCUUGUCUGUCCAUCAGCCAAGAAACCAAAUAAAAUGCGUGUGCUGCUCCUUCAUGCUCUACACGAGAAGUAUCCUGCGUCGCGCGUGCCUCUUUCUUUAUUUUUACUCGUUGUUUGUGUGUGUAAGAAGUAAGAACCAAGAACCACUUCUAUAUUUUGAGUAUUUUAACUGCAUGGAUCUUGUAAAACACUUGCAAGUUCCAAGCUGUCCAUGCAUGCAUGCCAAGUUAUCCAGUAAAACUAUAAUUUGUGGACGAUUAUUGCUUAUGCGUGUUUCA
Molecule: messenger RNA, 1083 nt
Organism: Triticum dicoccoides
Lineage: Eukaryota; Viridiplantae; Streptophyta; Magnoliopsida; Poales; Poaceae
Product: MADS-box transcription factor 6-like
Exons: 8
Coding region: 1-777 (258 amino acids)
Biological process (GO): positive regulation of transcription by RNA polymerase II
Cellular component (GO): nucleus
Molecular function (GO): DNA-binding transcription factor activity; RNA polymerase II transcription regulatory region sequence-specific DNA binding; protein dimerization activity
Source: RefSeq, a predicted model, not a curated record